GUGCCGCGCCAAAGUGUGUUUAUCAGGAAACAAACUGUAUCAACAUGUCGUGGGUUUGUCGGAUGGAGUUCUGCUUGAUCCUGGAUCGUCCUAGGAAGUGUUCCCCGGUGUGGAAUAAUUUUGAUCUCGUGACGCCAUACAAGGUAAAUCGUUUUCUCCUUUAUAUACUAUUUUUUACGGUGGCGCAUUGCACUCACUUUAUCAGUUUAUCAAGUGAAUGACCCGUGAUACAUAUGAUAGUCAGUUAGAGAGCCUUACAGUUGCUUUAUUCAUGUUAUCAUGUAAUUAUGAGAUCCUUAUCCCUAAUCAUGAGAUAGGGUGUUUAUUUUUUUUAACAAGUGAAUGCAAUGUUCUGGUAAAAGGUUUGAAUUGUUUUCAGAUAAAUAAACUUUUUGUGUUAUUGUAGGUGAAGUGUCGGCUCUGCUCCACAGAGCUAUCUUAUAUCAAUAAGAGCACUUCAUCAAUGCUGAGGCAUUAUAGAGCUACGCAUGGCUAUGAAGAAUUGGCAGAUACUCGUGAGAGUACCCCAGUUCCUAACAAGCAAGCAGUGGAUGAGGCAGUGGUCAAUAUGAUCAUCAAAGACUGUCAGCCACUCAGCUUUGUUGAAAAUGAGGGAUUCAGGGAGCUUCUGAAGCUUAUUUUACCCUCGUAUGCUCUACCAAGCAGGAAGACCAUCAAGGACUUGGUGAGCCAGAAAUAUGAGGAGGAAAAGGAGAAAACCAAAAAGGACCUCCAGAGUGCCGUUGCUGUUACUUUAACAGCUGAUAUGUGGACGUCUAUGAAUAUGGAGGCAUAUCUAGCCAUGAACUCCAUUCAUCAGUCUUGGCAGUGCAGCAUUUUCCUCAGAAACACACUGCAGAAAACAUUGCCACGGUUAAAAGGAGCCUCAUGGAGGAGUGGGGCAUAGCAGGAAAGGUCAGGUGUCUUGUCACUGAUGCAGCAGCAAACAUGACUGCAUGUGCUUGAAUGCUGCAAAUACGGCAUACCAUUUGUAUAGCCCAUUCCCUGAAUUUAACUGUGAGAAAAUCAUGUGAUCAAAUCCCAACAAUAACUGAAAUACGCAACAAAACACGACACAUUGUGACAUACUUUCGAUGGAGCAUGACUGCUAAAGAGAAGCUCACUCAAAUACAGCAACAGCUGGGAACACGGGGCCAUAAAUGAAUAAACGAGGUGCCAACACGACGGAACAGUACCUACAUGUUUGAAGGAAUGACUGAGCAGAAGGAGGCAGUCUGGGUGUCACUGGCCUCAUCAAAACCUGACAUCACUCCACUGACUCCAGAAGAAUGUCAGAUCAUUGAAGAGAUGCUCAGGGUUCUAGCUCCUUUUGACCAAGCUUCAAGAGGAAAAAAGGGUCUCUGGGUCGAAGGUCAUUCCCAUGAUGAGAAUGAUCCACAUUGAGCUCCAACGUCAGGCCACAACUGUAACAAAAAUAGCUGCUCAGCAACUGGCUGAAAACCUGAGGAAGCGGCUAACUAACCCUAUUUGCGGCAUGGAAUCUCUGUGUGAUGACUCUGGCAACUCUGUUAGAUCCCAGAUUUAAAAAGAAUGGAUUUGUUAGUCAGCAAAAGGCAAGUGAAGCGGUGAAGAGACUGCAGUCAGAAUGUGCAGAAGAAAUGAGGAGCCAAGAGAAGAAGAGCCUAGCUCUUCACAUGGGUCAGAACCCAGUUCAGGUAUGAAAAUACAUUUCAGUGGCACUUUGUGAUAUGAUAUAUCAUGUGAUAAUAAAGUAAUGAUUAACUAUUUUUUUAGGGCACAAUCUCUGGAAAACUUUAGAUCUGGAGGUUGCAGAGACCCAGAAGACGAGGAACGCAACAGCUGACUCCAUUAUUGAAGUCUAACGUUACCUGGCAGAAACAAACACACCCAGAAACCAAGAUCCUUUGCAAUAUUGGAAAUGGAACCAGGAAAUAUACCCACAUCUUUAUCAACUUGCACUUAAAACCCUCUGCUCACCAUCAUCGUCUGUACCAUGCG
Oryzias latipes (Japanese medaka) is the source of this 1980-nucleotide messenger RNA. Lineage: Eukaryota; Metazoa; Chordata; Actinopteri; Beloniformes; Adrianichthyidae. The record is from RefSeq and is a predicted model, not a curated record.